AUGGCUUCCCGUGGAGGAGCUAAGAAAGAAUUGGAUCCUGAAGAACAAAUGAAGCGAAAACAUCGCGCUAAAUGCUUAUUUCGUGCGCUCGGUCGGCUCGUUAUGGCAAAUGCUUACUGGCUGAUAGAAGCAGUUGACCAAUAUGAAGGUCUAGAUGACGUUAAACGCAGAGUAGAGCAAGCCGUAAGAGGCAAAGCUAAGAAGAAACAAUUGCUAAGCAUACAGGAUAAAGCCCUAUUGAAUAAGCCAGCAGAAGAACGUACAGAUCAGGAAAAGAAGUAUAUUUUUCGCAUUAUCGGUGGCCUAAAAUGUUUUAAACGAUAUCCUAAUCAUGUUAAGAAAAAGCUUGCUGCAGUGACGUAUUUCAAAUAUUACGGCCCAGGCCGUACCAUAGUCCGUCAACAUCAUGAAGCCCACGCCCUCUAUUUCAUAGUCACGGGAGACGUUGUGGUCAGUCAAAUGGUAUUUGAUGAACUACUUCAACAAUACGUGUCUGUUGAUGUGGGUGUGAUGCACCCUGGAGAUAUGUUUGGAGAAGUUUCCCUUUUGCAUAACAUACCUAGAACCGCCACUGUAACUACUACUGGUCAUUGCGAAUUACUUGCACUCAUGAAGGAGGACUUCAAAAAUGUUCUUCAGGCAUCUGUGCAGAAGCAGUGGGAUGAAGUUCGACGUGCCAUGUCCGCAUUUACUUACUUUGAUGCCCUUGAUGAGGUAGCGCGUCGUGAAGGUUGUAUUGUUGCGAAGAUGAAAUCGUACGAACCAAAUGAGACUUUGCUCGGUGACGGCGUGGGUGUAGCCAAUUUCGUUUAUUUUAUCCUAUCAGGCAGAUGUCAGAUGAUUGAAUCUCUACAAGUGAUUGUUACGACGCGUCUAGGCCGCAAUUACUAUGCCUUGUAUGACCCUUACAUACCAAAAGAGGAGAGUGAACAAGAUUUCGACACUAAAUAUUUUGGGGCAUAUAAAGAUCUGAUAAAAGACAGUAAGAGCUCUGAAGGUCGUGAUUCAGUAGUUAGUAAACAGCAAGAUGCUGCGACAGGAAUGAAAAGCGAGUCGAAAGUUAGGGCUAGUAUUUUGAAACAUCCAAGUACAACCAGACGCAAAUCAUCCGAUCCACUGGCACGAGAUAGUGUCCAAGUGGUUAUUGAGCAAGACACCGCUCGAACCAGCAAAGAAAGUGCCACAACAUCGAUUCAAAUAUCGGCCGAAGAAAAUAAAUCAAAAGAUUUUCUACGACCUUCCGUACAUUCAGAAAUGAGACCAUCUGUAAGGUUGAGCGUUAUCACCGAAAGCCCGGGAAUGAGACGUCCUCCACAAAAUCUUAAAACAUAUUUUAUGCAGGUCUGUCAAUUAAAUCCAGGGUCAAGCUUUGGUUUUGGUGAAAAUAUGCGCGAUAGGCGUAUAGUUGCAUUGACCCAUGUGGACUGCAUGCUACUACCAAAAAUAUGGUUGCUACAGCGUAAUACGGCUAAUAUUUGGACGAGAAUUCAACACUAUCUAGAAAAGAAGAUACCCACAAAAAAGCAGUUGUUUAAAGAGUUUGUUGCGGCGAGACGUUGGCAGGAGUUUCGAGAAGAACUUGUCGAUGACGUCAUUGCUCGCUCAAAUACCGUUAAUUGGACCUCUGUCCACGAUGUUCCGUAUUCUAUUCGCAUGGAAGAAAUGCUAGAUAUUUGAUUUUAAUAUUUAAUUUAGACACACAAGG
Messenger RNA from Zerene cesonia (dogface butterfly), 1705 nucleotides. RefSeq lists its product as uncharacterized. The coding region runs from base 1 to 1677 and encodes 558 amino acids. NCBI's taxonomy places the organism in Eukaryota, Metazoa, Arthropoda, Insecta, Lepidoptera, Pieridae. The transcript has 10 exons. The record is from RefSeq and is a predicted model, not a curated record.